AUUCUCCUGAAAAACGUCAAAUUUAAUACAAAUUACAAUAACAAUAAACAUGAAAUUUUAUGCUAAGGGCCUGUACGCAAAAUAAUAAAAAUGGAAUUGUUUAAAUCGGAAUUAUACUAUAUAUUUGUUAGAAAUGAGUCAAGUUUGUGGUGGAAUCGGCUAACCGGAGCGUUUUCAGUGAGAUCAGCAUGGGACUUAUCAGAUAUAGAAGAUAUAGAAUGUUUAGGAAUAACAGAAGGUAUUAUAGGGAAAGUGGAACAUUCGAAUAUUUACGAACCGAGACUUAUGAUAAUAAAAGAAAGUGUUCCCGUUGGCCAAAUUUACUUCCACCACACUAUAUAUAAAAUAAAGUCUAUAUGUUUUCUUAACAUGGGCUCCUCUAAUCAGGAAUUAGAAUUAUGUCCAUGUACGAAACACGGGUCCGCCGCUUUAAUGGUUAGUACAAGUAAGGGAGGCAGUAGAAAGAUGGGUGCGAGAUUGUUUGAAAAUUCUGCCUUUUUAAAUAAAACUGUAGGAGCUGUUAAGAAUGUUAGUAACACAAUUAAAACGACCACACAACAAGCUGCUACUCAGGUGAAACAAACAGUUAAGAAACAGCGUGAUCCUAAACUAGCAGAACGUUUUGAAAAGAGAUUAACAGAUGAGCUCCAUAAAAUAUUUGAUGACUCUGACAGUUUCUACUAUUCUCGAACACUAGACUUAACAAACAGCUUGCAACGACAAUAUGAAAUAGAGAAAGUUCUAGAAACCGAAGAAGGAACUGGGAAACCAAUAACUGACAUAACAAGAUGGUGGAAAUAUGUAGACGAUAGAUUUUUCUGGAACAAACACAUGCUUAAAGAUAUCAUUGCUUUGGAGAGUCCAAAUUGCGAUCAAUGGGUAUUGCCAAUCAUACAAGGAUAUGUUCACCUAUCACAAAUAGCAGUCGAACCACCAGAUGCAAAUCCUUUGAAUACAGAAUCAUUGUCUAAUACUAACACAUGUGAUGAGAAAUUUACCCUAGGUCUUAUAUCAAGACGGUCCAGAUAUCAAGCUGGAACUAGGUACAAUCGUCGGGGAAUUGAACCUGAAGGCAAAGUUGCUAAUUAUGUGGAAACUGAACAAAUUGUAUCCAUCAUAUGCUCAGAUAGCAUACACAGAGCUUCUUUUGUUCAGGUCCGUGGAUCGGUGCCAAUAUUCUGGAGCCAGCCCGACUACAAGUUUCGUCCUCCACCGCGUUUGGAUAGAACUGAAGAGGAGUCUCACGUGGCUUUCAAGAAACACUUCGAAGAGGAACUUAAAACAUACAAGCAAGUCUGUAUCGUGAAUCUCGUCGAACAGCAGGGGAGGGAGAAAAUCAUUUGGGAGGCGUACAGCAACCACGUGCUCAAGUACAACAGCCCUGACAUCAUUUAUGCGACCUUCGAUUUUCACGAGUAUUGUCGCGGAAUGCACUACGAGAACGUCGGCAUUCUGAUCAAUGCCAUCUCCGACAUCAUCGGGGAAAUGCGUUUCUGUUGGAGAGACGACCGUGGUCUCAUCUGCACUCAGAACGGCGUGUUCCGCGUCAAUUGUAUCGACUGUCUAGACAGGACUAACGUAGUGCAGACGGCCAUAGCCAAGUACGUGCUGGAGCUGCAGCUGUGCCGCCUGGGGCUCGGCGCGCCGGGCAGCGGCCUACCGCCCGCGCUGCGACAAGCCUUCCUCGCCAUGUGGGCCGACAGCGGCGACCUCGUGUCGCGCCAGUACGCCGGCACCAAGGCGCUCAAGGGUGAUUAUACACGCACCGGGGAAAGAAAAUUAACCGGAAUGAUGAAAGAUGGCAUGGCUUCCGCAAACAGAUAUUAUCUCUCAACGUUCAAGGACGCGCUCCGUCAGGUUGCCAUCGACGUGAUGACGGGAGAGUCGCGGUCCAUACCCGAACAGCUGAUCGUGCCGGACUGCACCAAGUGCACCUCGGUCAAGGUGCUCAAUAUGUACAAUGACCAGGCCGCCCCAGACACCGCGGCGAUGGCGCAGCACGUGAAGUCCCUCAUCGACGACUGCAAGAAGCUGCUCGUGGACACGGAGCCCGUGCUCGGCUCGUGGGGACUCAUAGAUGCGGAUCCACAUACAGGCGACCCUCAGGAGACCGAAAUGGAUAGUGUUUUAGUGUUAACUAGCGAAGCGUACUAUGUGACGGAUUAUGAUGAAACUUCAGACCGCCUGCUCUCGGUGCAGAGGGUACCGUUGUGUGACGUCAUUUCGGUGGAACUCGGGACUUUGGACUCUAGUGCUACGAUAUUCGGCGUCGGUCGUAAGAGUACCACGGAUCCAGUACAUUGCAUCAGGAUUAACUACACGUAUAACAACGAAUCGGGCUACUUCCAUAUGUUCCGCUCGACGUCGCUUCGGUUCUUCAAUAACAUGGCCGUGGUUAUCAACACUAAGGACGAAAUGAUUGAAUCACUGCACUCGAUCUGCGAAUCGUUGAUGGUCGCUCGUGACGUUGCCAAACUGCCGCCCAUAACGUUCCAUGAUGGUAUUAAAUUAGAAAGGAAAAAAUCCAAGAUACAUCCAGCACAAGGAGCGUCCGGUGGAGCCAGGUCCUCCCUGUACCUGGACCUCUCCCGCCUGCCCACACUCACGCGCAACGUCAGCGAAACGCAGCUAGUGGCUGAUAUUCGGAGCGUUGGAUCAAAAGCUUUAAACAACAUGUCAGAGCAAUUCAGCAAACUCAAUAAAUUGAGUCACUCUCUCAACGCACGAGCGAGGCCGAGCCUACAACUAAAGUUCGAUCAAAGCGCUUCCCGCACAAAGAAGAUAUUUACUUUGGGUCAAAAUAAAAACGAUAAAAAGAAAGGUAGUCUCUCUGACGGAAUGAGCUCGGACUACUCAUCGGAUGAUGAUAACAGGACGAAUAUAUUUGAACCAACGUUGGACAAUUUUGAGAACAUGCAACACUAUAUCGGCGAUCAGCAGAGAAAGGACGAGAACGACUGCGAUUUGAUAGAAAAUCCUCUGUAUUCGUCCAAAAUAGAACCACACGAGGAAGUCGUCGAAACAAGCACUUCGAUUGUUAAGGAAAAACAGUCUUUGAAAACUCCCAAUAAUACAGCUAAAAAGAAUCCAUUCGAUACAGAAUCUAUAACGCCAGAAAUCCAAAUAGAAUCUGAUGGCACUUGUACUAAACCUGCACCCCCGAAUUCUCUGAUGCUCUCCCAGAAGUUGUCUCAAAGCUCCGGGUAUAUAAACUUCGAGGAAAGCCAGAACGUUCCAGGAGGUGUCAAUUAUCAUGUCCGUUCAAAUUCUCAGCACGAAAUCACUUUGAAUAUUGCUCAAUCGCACAGUGAAUCGGCUUUGCGACAGUUGAAAAACAUCGCCAGCCCUGUGUCUAGUGCGACUCGGGAAAUGGUUCUUUCGCCGUUUUCUAAACUAGCAAAGGGAGUGCAAACUUUGGGAGCUAAUUUGGACCCCAGAAAGAUAAAGGGCUCAACUGCAAUUAAACAUAUAUCCGAACAACAAUACGAAGAACACAAGAAGUUACAAGAAAAAUGGCAAGGUUGCAACACUCGUCUGGUCGCCCUCUAAACAGUGUGGCCAGUACUACCGAGAGAAAAUAAUAAUGUUACCAGUAUGAAAAAUCCGUAAAAAUAAAGGUAAUUUAAUUUAUCAUUAAAUUAUAUAACCGGUCACAAAAUAAGUAUUACUACAGCCAUUAGCAAAUGCAUAUUAAGGCUUUAUAAACGUUUAGGAACUAUAAAAACUAUACGCUUCAAAAAUAUUACAGCAAGUGUCAUUUUCCUUUGCUUAGUUCAAUUAUUAGAAUAAUUAUUAUUAUAUAACUAUACAUACCAGUUAACUUAGAGGUAUAUUGACGAAUUCCAGUAAUUUAGAACAAAAAUUGUUAUAUAAUUAGAAGUAUCGAAUUAGAUGAAUGUUAUGCCGGUGCCAGACAUUAGAUAUAAUGAUGAAUGCCGAGUUAUAUGUAGCUGAGUGAUCACAGUAUUGUGUAGUUUCUGUACUUGUUAACAUUGUGGUGUUCGCAUUAUGAAGAUUAAAGAACUGUAAUUUUAAUUAAUGAUCGGGUGUUACCGGUUUUAUAGUUAGAAAUGCUUUGAUUCACAAUUGCUAUUUAAAAAAUUUCAAAGUAUCAAGUUGAGAUUUUUUAUAACAUAACUAUAUAAAACUUUUGUUAAUAUAA
Molecule: messenger RNA, 4162 nt
Organism: Nymphalis io (European peacock)
Lineage: Eukaryota; Metazoa; Arthropoda; Insecta; Lepidoptera; Nymphalidae
Gene: sp3
Product: phosphatidylinositide phosphatase SAC2
Exons: 18
Coding region: 91-3549 (1152 amino acids)
Biological process (GO): phosphatidylinositol dephosphorylation; regulation of endocytic recycling
Cellular component (GO): early endosome; clathrin-coated endocytic vesicle
Molecular function (GO): phosphatidylinositol-4-phosphate phosphatase activity
Source: RefSeq, a predicted model, not a curated record